This is a messenger RNA of Suillus discolor, 750 nucleotides long. RefSeq lists its product as uncharacterized. The record is from RefSeq and is a predicted model, not a curated record. Bases 1 to 636 code for a protein of 211 amino acids. The transcript has 4 exons. Lineage: Eukaryota; Fungi; Basidiomycota; Agaricomycetes; Boletales; Suillaceae.
AUGGGUUUGAAUCGUACGUCUGCAGCCAUUCUCAUUUGGCGUCUUUAUGCCAUAUGCGAUCAAUCCAAGCUCCUGCUUUAUGUUCUGGUGGGAUUGUUCUUGCCUAUCGCCGCCCUCUCAAUUGGGACGGACAUCUAUCUAUACAGUCGACAUAGUGCGUUUUCAGUGAAAGAAAUCAUAACUCCGAACGCCAAGUACUGCACCCUUUCCUUCAACAUCGGACCUAUGCCUGCGAUCUAUACUUCCAUCCCGAUUGUAUGCUAUGAUAUCUUAUUAGUUGUUCUUGCAGCUGCCAUCCUCGCAAGGCACCUUAAGGAACGAAGAGGGAUUCGAGUGAGGGCUAAUUCAUAUAUGAUCAUGAUAGUUCGGUAUCAUAUUCUGUGUUUUGCCCUGAAUUUGACAAACCAAAUCUUAUUGGUCAUAUUAUGGGCUCACAUUCCGACCCCGGCGAUGAGUAUCUCAGAAUUCUUCAAUGAUACUGCGCCAUUUAUUCUCGCGCCCCGUCUCAUCAUCAGUAUUUGGGAUACGCAUGCCCACGAUGACUGCGUAGAAGUCAGUACAACAUUCGAGGAUUGUGUAUGUUGGACUUCACCACUGAGGUUCGAGCAGCACGAGAUGGACUCGGUUGUCGUGUAAUUCUGGCGUGCUCGGGCUAGUUCCUCAGUAUGAAGAAAAAGUGAACGGGGUCGAGUGAGGUAAAUUUAUGAAUAAACAACUUAGAGCUUUGUGUAGCACCUAAUAGUGUAAUAC